GCUAAGCAAGUGCCGAUGCAUCUUCGUGGCUUAUCGAGUAAAUUGAUCAGCAUGGCUCCGGCGACUGCCUUUCUUCUUCCUCUGCUCUCCUCCGUCAUUCUCCUCUUGGCGGUGGUGGCUGUGCGCGCGUCUCCGCCAGGGCCGGUGGUCACGUGCCGCUCCGGCAACUCCAACUGCACCGUCACCAACGCCUACGGCGCCUUCCCCGACCGCUCCACCUGCCUCGUCGCCUCCGUGGCCUACCCGGGAACAGAGCAGGAGCUUCUGGCCGCCGUGUCCGCGGCGGCCGCCAAGGGCCAGCACAUGAAGGCCCUCAGCGCCUACUCCCACAGCAUCCCGAAGCUGUCGUGCCCCGGCGGACCGGCCGGCCGGGGGCUGGUCAUAAGCACCGUCCGGCUGAACCGGACAGUAAGUUCCGACCCGGCCCGGUUCAGGAUGACGUUCGAAGGCGGGAUCAAGCUGCGGGAGCUCCUCGACGCGGCUGCGAGCCGGGGGAUGGCGCUGCCGCAUUCGCCGUACUGGGAGGGGGUCACGCUGGGGGGCCUGCUCAGCACCGGCUCCCACGGCAGCUCGGCGUUCGGGAAGGGGUCGGCGGUUCACGAGUACGUGGUGGGGAUGCGCCUGGUGGUGCCCACCGCCGAGCCGGUGGCGGACACCGGAUACUACGCCAAGGUGGUCAGCCUCGGCGAGGAUGACCGGGAUCUGUUGGCGGCGAAGGUUUCUCUCGGCGUCCUCGGAGUUAUUUCUCAGGUGACGCUCCAAUUGGAGCCGAUGUUCAAGCGCUCCGUCACGAACAGAGUCGUCCCCGACGUCGCAUUUGAGAAUUCGAUCUCCUCCUUCGCCGCCACCACUCCCUACGGCGACAUCAUCUGGUACCCUUCCCAAGCCGUCGUCGUCUACCGCGACGACUUCAAGCUCCCCGUCUCCACCCCCGGCACCGGCGUCAACGACUUCAUCGGCUUCCGGGCCCAGCCCACUCUCGUCAUCACCUCCACCCGCGCCGCCGAGAAACUCGCAGAGGAAAACGAGGAUACGAACGGCAAGUGCGUCUUGUCCAAACUGAACGUCAACACUCUGCUCUCGCUCGGAAUGGGCUUCAAGAACAGCGCCGGCGGGGUGAUCGGAUUCACAGGCUAUCCCGUCAUCGGAAACCAAAGCGACAUCCAAUCUGCCGGUUCGUGCUUGCGGAGCCGUGAAGACGGCCUCCUCUCGGCGUGCGCUUGGGAUCCUCGCUUCAGGGGGCUGUUCUACCACCAGACAACCGUCAGCGUCCCCUUAGUCAACGCCACCGCCUUCAUCGCCGACGUGAAGCGCAUCCGCGACGCCAGCCCCACCGGCGCCCUCUGCGGCAUCGAGCUCAAUCUCGGCUUCUUCAUGCGCUUCGUCCGAGCCUCCUCCGCCUACCUAGGAAAAACCGCAGACUCCGUCGACAUCGACAUCACCUACUACCGCCCCCGGAACGACCCCCGGCGGGGGCGGCUGCACGAGGACGUGCUGGAGGAGAUCGAGCAGCUGGCGCUGUUCAAGUACGGCGCGCUCCCGCACUGGGGGAAGAACAGGCACGUAGGGUUCGUGGGGGUCAAGGAGAAGCUCGGAGAGAAAGUGGAGGAGUUCGUGAAGGUGAUGGAGAAGUACGACGGCCAGGGGCUGUUCUCGUCGGAGUGGACGGACGCGCUGCUGGGGCUCCGGGGGAGGGAGGUGUUAGUGGAGGCCGACGGCUGCGCGCUGGAGGGGCUCUGCAUUUGCUCCGCCGACAAGCACUGCGCGCCGGAUCAGGGGUAUCGUUGCCGGCCGGGGAGAGUGUACCAAGAAUCUCGCGUGUGCAGGAAGAUUGAAGACGCAGGGGCAGGUCUGAUUCAGAGUGCAUGAAGGGUGUUUUAAUGCUUUUUAAAAAUUUAUAUGGCGAUGUUAUCAAAAAUAAACUCUAGGUUGUGAAAUGUAAUUGUUUACUCGUGUGCAAUGUAUAAUUAUUUAUUUGUAUCUGAUAAUGAAGUUGGAUAA
Messenger RNA from Zingiber officinale, 2001 nucleotides. Its product is annotated as L-gulonolactone oxidase 2-like. The transcript is spliced from 4 exons. The record is from RefSeq and is a predicted model, not a curated record. The coding region runs from base 16 to 1869 and encodes 617 amino acids. Gene Ontology annotation, molecular function: FAD binding; D-arabinono-1,4-lactone oxidase activity. NCBI's taxonomy places the organism in Eukaryota, Viridiplantae, Streptophyta, Magnoliopsida, Zingiberales, Zingiberaceae. Gene Ontology annotation, cellular component: membrane.